Molecule: messenger RNA, 623 nt
Organism: Eremomyces bilateralis CBS 781.70
Lineage: Eukaryota; Fungi; Ascomycota; Dothideomycetes; Eremomycetales; Eremomycetaceae
Exons: 1
Coding region: 152-472 (106 amino acids)
Source: RefSeq, a predicted model, not a curated record
UCCUGAGCCUCCGCCAAUCAGACAUCAUGGGGAUCAGGGGAACGCGUGACAAGUCGUGACGCGGUGCGUUGUCCAGCAUUCCACGGCCGACAUACCGAGCUCAAGUCAUACCUCCACACCGACUUUCGGGGAGUUGUCGGUUGGGUCUCUCAUGAACAAGAAAAAUCAUUUGGAUCGUGACUUUAGACUGGUAUCUUCCGUUUGGCUUGCCGGUGCCGGUUUCACUUGCUGCGCCUUUCCAGCCUCGCCCGUGAUUGCAGUUGUGGCGGUUAUCCAGUUAUCAAACAUCGAUCAACCGCCGCCCUCCAGCAAACAUCAUCAUUUCACUUUAUUAGGAUCUGAAUCUUUGAUCUCGAAGCUUGGGGCAAAUGUUUUGGUUGUAAAUUCUGGAGAAAGUUUAGACCCACUCGAUUCCUUAUUUUUUCCCCAUCGUUCUCUUCUCCAACUGUCUCACUUCUCUCUUGUUGUUUAAGAACUAAGAAGCUAUCCUUGGAUAGGCACGAAUCUCACUGAACACAUUUCAUCCGUUGUCGUUUAAAUAAUCAGUGUCAUCCAACUGUGAGGAGCAGAAGGCCAGCUUGUCUUUUUCCCGGCUCUCUUGUGCCCAGAAAAUUGCGAUAUAU